This is a messenger RNA of Chenopodium quinoa (quinoa), 980 nucleotides long. RefSeq lists its product as uncharacterized. NCBI's taxonomy places the organism in Eukaryota, Viridiplantae, Streptophyta, Magnoliopsida, Caryophyllales, Amaranthaceae. The record is from RefSeq and is a predicted model, not a curated record. The coding region runs from base 294 to 824 and encodes 176 amino acids. The transcript has 3 exons.
UCGAAUUAGGUAAACAUUGAGGUCCAACAUUACAUAAACUAUUAGAUGAUUUUAUAAAAGUUAAUUAUUUUUUAUAGCCAAAUAGCCCAAAUUGGCACAAGCAUUGAUUAGCAUGAUAUUAUAAUUUACUUUACCCGCCACUGGAGUUCUAUAAAUAGCAAUUAACUCAAACUUAUUUGUGUAAUUACUCACAAAUAAUCAACUACAUUUUUUAUUCCCGUCAAAAAAAAAAAAAAAAAAAAAAAACUACAUUUUUUAUUAGAUAAUUCUAGAAAGACACAGAUAGGAUUAAAAUGGCAGGUCAAUUUAGUUAUUGGGUGCCUUUAAAAGCCCUUAUUCAUGGUAUUUUAGCAAUUGCUCUCAGCUUUGCUGCUUAUUCCAAAAGGAUUACGAGUGAGGAGGUUACGGACUUUAACGGAGUUUGCGAGUAUCCAAGCAGUUCAGCGUGGUAUCUAGCUUUGAUAGCUGCAAUAGCUCUUCUGGCUGAACAAAUUACUUUAAGUGUUGGCAUGGGAUGCUUUUGCUGUCGUGGAGCACGUUGUUCAUCAAAUUGCACUGCUAUUAUCUCAAUAUUUUUCUUCAUUUUUUCCUGGUUAGCAUUUUCUAUAGUAUUCAUAGGACUAAUGUACACAGCAGCCGUCAACAACCACAAAUUUCUUGUAAAACAUCAUUCUUUACGCGCUAAUGGUGGAAGUUGCUUCAUUGGUAUGAAGCAAAUGAACCUAGGUGCUGCAUCUUGGUGCCUCAUUAAAACUGUUUUUGGUCUAAUCUCUUAUGCUUUUUGGGCAUGUGGUAAAGACCGCGAUAAUAACAAGAAUUGUUAAGCUGAUAUAGUAAUUCUGCUAAUUAAUUAAGGACUAUGUAAGGUGUUACUAUGUAUAGUAUAACAAUGUUGAUGAGAUGAUGUACGUAAUUGUUGUAUGGUAAAAUUGUAUGCAAAUCAUCGUUUUAGAAUUUUAAUCUAAAUUGUCGUUGGAAGU